AUGAACCCAGUUGAUCAAGACCAUCAUCAGGAGGAUCAUCGGGAAGGAGGCCACCAACGUGGGAGUAAUUCGCUGGGGCCGCGUGGCACUGGCAUGGUGGAGGAACAUGAUAUCGCCAAGGCUGCGCCAGAAAAAGAUGAAUUGAUGCCAUUCCGUUGGUGCGGACUCGUGAUACGGGCGCAUUUAGAUCAGACAUUCCGCAAUAGCGUGGAGACGAUGCAUCCCAAGCCAGGCACCGUGGGCACCUUGCGUGCCUUGCGGGCGCAUCCAAUCAAACGUCGUGUAGCCGGUACCACGAAGAAGUACGAGGACAAUCGAAGAAGCGUUGACGAUGUGACGAUGCGGCCAGAGCGGCGCUAA
Metarhizium robertsii ARSEF 23 is the source of this 360-nucleotide messenger RNA. RefSeq lists its product as uncharacterized. The record is from RefSeq and is a predicted model, not a curated record. The coding region runs from base 1 to 360 and encodes 119 amino acids. The transcript has a single exon. Lineage: Eukaryota; Fungi; Ascomycota; Sordariomycetes; Hypocreales; Clavicipitaceae.